AUGCUGCGCCAUAACUUUAGUGCGCUUACGUGUGAAUCGUGUCGAUCAUUCUUUAGACGUACAGCACAUAAAGCUCAGGAAUGGAUUCUCUCCGAAGAAGAGAGACGGCAACGACUGGAGCGCCAGAAGCGGCGAAAAACCGAUGAACCCUUGGACUCGACGUCCGAUUCCUCGAGUGACGACAGGCUAGCGAUGAGAAGGUAUAGCCAAUGGAUUGUCGCCCGAAGACGAGUGGGCGAAGUGCCGGCUCUGGUCCGAGACGUGAUCUUCUCCUUCAACGAUAUGGAGAUCAAUGGGUUUCGCGAGUUAUUCGGCUCAACAGCUUUGAUGAGAGACCCGGUGUUGAAGAUCACGACUGAAACCAACACUUUGAUGGAUGCGCUCAUUGUUUUGCAAAAGAGAUGCGAUAUUAAGUGCCGCAGAAUUAUCAAAAUGUCCACAACUCUCAGCAAAUUUACCACUUUGUGCGAAGAGGACAAGAUAUGUUUGGUGAAGGCCGCCUGUCCUGAGAUUAUAUGCUUGAUAUCUGUUAUUAAUUUCCAUUUUAAUGGCGAGUUCUGGACGGUUGCCAUUGACGACGAAAAUGCCACUAUUUUACCACUCGAUGUGUUUAGAAAUGUUGACCAAACCCUAUACGAAGGCCACAGAAACUUCUUGUAUGCAAUUAGUGAAGGAUAUGAUUGUGAUGUCAAUAUCAUUGAUCUGUUAAUCGCUAUAUCGCUCUUCAACCCUAAUCGUCCAGAUUUAAUGCAUAAGGAUAUCAUAAAAUCUCAACAACAAUUGUAUAUUCAUUUGCUUCGACGGUAUUUGGAGUUAAAAUACAACUCAAUGAGUGAAACGGAGCGACGAUUCGGGGUUUUAAUGAAUAAUUUGCGACAAUUAUAUGCAGUGAAUCGGUUGUGUGUCAACACCUUUCAUACGGCAGAACCCAAAGAGGCCGGUCCUCUCGUCGACGAGAUUUUUGACAUCAAUCAACUUAUACAUUAUUUUUUGUUGAGGUUUUGGGAAAUUAAGAAAAUUUCAUUUGUCGAGAUCACAGGCAAAAACUUUGGUGCCGUUACCUGUGAAUCGUGUCGAUCAUUCUUUAGGCGCACAGCACCUAAAGCUCAGGAAUGGAUUCUCUCCGGAGAAGAGCGACAGAAACGGAAAGACAAAAAGAGACGAUUAAAUGGCACCGAAAGUCUGGUCGACUCGACCACCGAUUCCGUCAAUUCAUGCAAUUGUGGGAACAGUUGCGCUGAUGAACAGACCGUCGCCCGGAGACGAGAGGUUGAAGUGCCGUCUCUGGUCAGAGACAUGAUCUUCGCGUUCAAUGAUAUGGAAAUCAAUCACUUUCGGGAGUUAUUCAGCUCUACGUCUGUUAUGAGAGAUCCGGCGGUUGAGGUGACGUCAGAAACCACUGGUUUCAGAGAUGUGCUAAAGUGUCGGCGAAUCGUUAAGAUGUCAAAGACUUUAAGCAAAUUUACCACUUUAUGCGAAUCGGACAAAGUGUCCUUGGUUAAAGCCGCCUGUCCUGAGAUUAUGUGCCUCAUAUCUAUCAUUAAUUUUAAUUUCGAUGGCGAGUACUGGACGGUUGCCAUUGACGACAAGACGGCGACCACUUUAAAGCUCGAUAUGUUUAAAUAUGUCGGCGGAAACCUAUACGAAGCCCACAGAAAAUUUUUGCGAUCAUUGAAUACAGGAUACAAUUCCGAUGUGAAUCUAAUCGCUAUAAUACUCUUUAAUCCAAAAAUCCCAAAUCUGUCACAAAGUGAGAACGUUAAAGCUGAACAGAAGUUCUACAUGUAUUUACUUCAGAGAUAUUUAGAGCUGAAACACAGCUCGAAGACAGAAUCGGAGACACGGUUUGUGGGAUUAAUGAAUAAUUUGCAGGAAUUAUAUGCUGUGAAUCGCAUACACGUCGACAAGUUUAUAGAGAGUGAGCCCAAAGAGGCCGGUCCUCUCGUUAAUGAGAUUUAUGAUAUCAACUAA
This is a messenger RNA of Medioppia subpectinata, 1971 nucleotides long. Lineage: Eukaryota; Metazoa; Arthropoda; Arachnida; Sarcoptiformes; Oppiidae. The record is from the annotation of a GenBank genome assembly.